GACAGCCCAGAGCGCACGGGAGGCGCGCGCACGGAGAGAACAGAGAACCAACCCGCGCGUCAAGGAGACACGACCUGUGCGCCGCCCGGGUGCUGUUGUCCGACCGCCGGUCGCUCCCCCAAACUGACCCAUGAACACAAACAUAACAACCGGCGUUCAUUCCGCGACGCGAUGAACAACAGAUCGAUCAACCUGAUCGGCCGUCCUGCGACGCGGGAAAGCAGCGGCGGUGGCGGUGGCGGUGGGAGCGCGGGAAGUGUGACGGAUCACGAACUUGCGAUCACCUCCACGUUCGGGACGCUCCUCUCUAUGGUGUACCUCAUCGGGGUGUCGGGGAACGUGUACACCCUGGUGGUCAUGUGCCACUCCAUCCGCUUCGCCACCUCCAUGUACAUCUCCAUCAUCAACCUCGCGCUCGCGGACCUGCUGUACCUCUCCACCAUCCCCUUCGUGGUGUCCACCUACUUCCUCAAGGACUGGUACUUCGGGGACGUGGGCUGUCGCAUCCUGCUCAGCCUGGACCUGCUCACCAUGCACGCCAGCAUCUUCACACUCACGGUGAUGUGCACGGAGCGCUACCUGGCCGUCACCAAGCCGCUGGACACGGUGCGUCGCUCCAAGAGCUACCGCAAGGCGCUGGCGUGGGGCGUGUGGCUCCUCUCGCUGUUCCUCACCGUGCCCAUGAUGGUGAUGGUCACGCAGACCACCAAGGACACGCCGGACGGGGGCGUGAAGAGGAUGUGCGCGCCCACCUGGGCUCCGCUGGCCUACAAGGUGUACGUGACGGUGCUGUUCGGCACAAGCAUCAUGGCCCCCGGGCUGGUCAUCGGCUAUCUGUACAUCAAGCUGGCGCGCACCUACCUGGAGUCCCAGCGCAACUCCGUCAUCAGCAACGGUGGGAAGCGCUCGCCCAAGCAGAAGGUUCUGAUCAUGAUCUUCACCAUCGUCCUGGUGUUCUGGGCCUGCUUCCUGCCCUUCUGGAUCUGGCAGCUGCUGCCCCUCUACCACACCAAGCCCCUGCGGCUGGCGUCCCAGACGCACACCUGCAUCAACUACCUGGUGGCCAGCCUCACCUACUCCAACAGCUGCAUCAACCCCUUCCUCUACACUCUGCUCACCAAGAACUACCGGGAGUAUCUGAAGAACCGCCACAAGAGCUUCUACCGCUACACGUCGUCCUUCAAGCAGCGGCCGCCCAGCCUUUACUCGUGGGGCAAGUCGGCGUCUUCCAGCAACCAGUUCGAGCUGAACUCGGAGACCCUGGUGAUGGGGACCUUUAGGUGACAGUGAGCCGGGGACAAGGUGAAUGAACAGCGAGCUAGAGGAACGGCAGCAGGUAAAUAGAUAGUACAUGGUGCCGUUGAUUUGCUGGAUAGUUACUUUGAAACGACUUAUUUUUGUGUUUUAUUUUCUAUAUCAAACUUGUGGACCUGCUGACCUGAUGCAUAAUGGUUGACUUACGUGGUUCAGAGUGCAGCUCGUUUAAAGUAAGUUCCAUUCAAGCUUUUUAACAACUGCUUCGGCGACUCCUCCUCACCAUAACCCGACCUCAAUCACUUUCUAUUAACCCCGAGAACCCUGACGUCCUGCACAACUGCGUGAUGUUCCUGUAAUGCGUCCAAAAGGAGCGCAUAUUAAAGAUAGCAGAUAGCAGUUAACCGGUCUGAGAAGUGAUAA
Molecule: messenger RNA, 1677 nt
Organism: Gadus macrocephalus (Pacific cod)
Lineage: Eukaryota; Metazoa; Chordata; Actinopteri; Gadiformes; Gadidae
Product: urotensin-2 receptor
Exons: 1
Coding region: 172-1284 (370 amino acids)
Biological process (GO): regulation of blood pressure; blood vessel diameter maintenance; neuropeptide signaling pathway
Cellular component (GO): membrane
Molecular function (GO): urotensin II receptor activity
Source: RefSeq, a predicted model, not a curated record